This is a messenger RNA of Eruca vesicaria subsp. sativa (arugula), 1800 nucleotides long. The record is from the annotation of a GenBank genome assembly. NCBI's taxonomy places the organism in Eukaryota, Viridiplantae, Streptophyta, Magnoliopsida, Brassicales, Brassicaceae.
AUGUCCUCCCUCCGAAACGCUUCAGACUCCACCGGAUUCCAAAACGCCACGGCAGGACAAGCUGCCGACAGGGUCAAUGGACUUUUCCUUUGCCGGGGAGACCUCUCGCAAGAAGUUUGUCGUAACUGCGUAGCGUAUUCCGUCAACCAAAUCUUAGCACGGUGUCCGGAUGGGAAUGAAGCCGUUAUCUACUACGAGGAGUGUAUCCUUAGAUACUCACACAAGAAUAUUUUCUCUGUCCUUGCACUUGAUGGAGGACAUAUCAUGAUGAACCGUUAUAAUAUUUCGUUGAAUCAAGAAGUCCGUUUCCGAGGACUGGUCUCGUCCAUGCUGAACCGAGCAGCGUCCGAGGCAGCGAACAAUUCUAGAAAGUUCUACACACUAAAGGCUAGUUUUACCACCGUCCAGACUUUGUACGUCUUGGCCCAGUGCACUCCUGAUCUUACUAGACGAGACUGCUUGACCUGUUUGCGGACCUCCAUCAAUGGAAUGCCUCUUAACAUAUACGGAGGAAGACUUCUCUUUCCUAGUUGUAAUACAAGGUACGAGCUUAACUUGUUCUACAAAGAAACCGCCAUUGGAAUGCCACCCUCGGCUACUUCAUCUCCUCCACGAUCUGGAAAAGGCGGGAAUUCGAAUGUGUUAGCCGUAGCAAUUGUUGUGCCUAUUAUAGUGGGGUCUCUGCUUUUCGGAGCUUGUUAUUGCUUCCUUGCAAAGAGGGCAAAGAAGAUUUAUGAUACUGCACCAGGCUUUGAUGGAGAUGGGAUAACAACCAUAAAGUCGUUGCAACUUGAUUUUAGAACAAUUCAAGCCGCAACAGAUAAUUAUUCAGAAAAUAAUAAGAUUGGUCGAGGUGGAUUUGGUGAGGUUUACAAGGGUACAUUUUCAAAUGGGACUGAAGUUGCAGUGAAGAAACUUUCAAAAUUGUCAGAACAAGGUGACUUAGAAUUCAUGAACGAGGUUGUUGUUGUUGCAAAGCUUCAGCACAGAAACUUGGUUAAGCUUCUUGGAUUUUCUCUAAACCGAAAAGAAAGGAUAUUGGUGUACGAGUAUGUGCCCAACAAAAGCCUUGAUUACUUCCUCUUUGAUACUGCAAAGCAAGGCCAACUUGACUGGACUCGACGAUACACAGUCAUUGAAGGGAUUGCUCGGGGGAUUCUAUAUCUUCAUCAAGAUUCACGACUCACAAUCAUACACCGUGACAUUAAGGCGAGUAACGUACUACUAGAUGCGGAUAUGAAUCCAAAACUUGCUGAUUUUGGUAUGGCAAAGAUCUUUGAAAUUGACCAAACACAGGGGAACACAAGCAGAAUAGUUGGUACCUAUGGUUACAUGUCUCCUGAAUAUGCAAUGCAUGGCCAUUUCUCAAUGAAAUCAGAUGUCUAUAGCUUUGGAGUGUUAGUUCUUGAGAUUGUAACUGGUAAGAAGAACAGCAAAUUCUACGAAAUUGACGGUGUGCAUGACUUAGUAACAUAUGUUUGGAGGCUUUGGAAUAACAGAACAACAUUAGACAUUGUGGAUCCAACUAUUAUAGAUAAUUGCCAAAAGAGUGAAGUGAUUCGAUGCAUCCAUAUCGGACUUUUAUGUGUUCAAGAAGAUCAUAUAGAGCGUCCGACCAUGAGAACCAUUUUAAUGAUGCUCACUAGUAAUACUGUGACUUUACCAGUGCCUCGACAACCAGGGUUUUUCGUUCAAUGUAGACCCCGGACAGAUCCGCUUGAUCCAGAUCAAUCUAGGUUAAGCAACUCUGUUUCAGAGCCUUGCGAUGAUGCAUCGUUCACCGAGUUAUCUCCUCGUUGA